Messenger RNA from Dromiciops gliroides (monito del monte), 3912 nucleotides. It is a transcript of the gene ELAC1, whose product is annotated as elaC ribonuclease Z 1. The coding region runs from base 427 to 1533 and encodes 368 amino acids. Gene Ontology annotation, cellular component: nucleus. The record is from RefSeq and is a predicted model, not a curated record. The transcript has 4 exons. NCBI's taxonomy places the organism in Eukaryota, Metazoa, Chordata, Mammalia, Microbiotheria, Microbiotheriidae. Gene Ontology annotation, molecular function: 3'-tRNA processing endoribonuclease activity.
UUGCGACUUCUCCAGCUUCCAUUACCAGACUCUAAUGAGUUCACACAACGUGUGUGAUGUGGGAUUUUGUUUUACGUGGAUUUUUGGAGGGAACGCGCUCCGGGGGGGGCCGCUCGUCGGAACUGAGCGAGCAUCUCCCUGAGGCGCGUCGGGCGGCCCGAGAACAUCACGGAGAAGCCGAGGCCACCCGGCUUCCUGGGGAGGACACGGAAGUGAUUGUAGGGAGGAAGAGAAGCCGGAGACACAUUUCCGCCCGCUGCUUAUUUCACGCCCCGCUAAGUCCCCGCGUGGUAGCCUUCAGCCUCGAGAGGCUGGGUCGGUGCUUGUACUAGUACCCCCAGCUCCCGCCUGGUCCCCAGGAGGAGAGACGCUCUUCUUUGUCUUCUUACUCCUCCCCGGGGGCUUGCCCCGAGAAUAGGGUAGAAGAUGUCCAUGGAUGUAACCUUCCUAGGGACGGGCUCUGCAUACCCGUCACCCACCAGGGGAGCCUCUGCAGUAGCUCUCCGAUGUGAAGGUGCCUGCUGGCUCUUUGAUUGUGGGGAAGGAACACAAACACAGUUCAUGAAAAGCCAACUUAAAGCAGGGAGAAUUACAAAGAUCUUCAUAACUCAUCUUCAUGGGGAUCACUUCUUUGGCCUUCCUGGACUUCUUUGUACUAUCAGUCUCCAGAGCAGCCCCACUGCUUCCAAACCACCUAUGGAAAUCUAUGGGCCUGUAGGGCUUCGGAACUUCAUCUGGAAAACUAUGGAGCUCUCUCACUCAGAGUUGACCUUCCCCUAUGUUGUUCAUGAGUUGGUACCCACAGAGGAUCAGUGCCCUGCUGGAGAAUUAAAAGAUUUCUCUCACCUAGAUGGAACUGACAGCCCUCCCAAGGAAAUACAAGGCAGAACGAUCCUUUUAGACUCGGUUGAAGGCUCUUACGUACUGGUCAAUGAUGAGCAGUUUCUUGUAAAAGCAUUUCGCCUCUUCCAUCGCAUUCCAUCUUUUGGUUUUUCAGUGGCAGAGAAGGAACGUCCAGGUAGACUCAAUGCACAAAAACUAAAAGACCUUGGUGUCCCUCCAGGUCCUGCCUAUGGGAAACUGAAAAACGGAAUUACUGUCGUUUUGGAAAAUGGAGUUAAAGUUUCUCCUGAAUAUGUCUUAGAAAAGCCUAUUCCUGGAAGAAAAGUGUGCAUUUUGGGUGACUGCUCUGGCGUCGUAGGUGAUGGAGGAGUGAAACUGUGCUUCGAGGCAGAUCUUUUGGUUCACGAAGCCACCCUUGAUGAUGCUCAUAUGGACAAAGCUAAAGAAUAUGGUCAUAGCACCCCACGUAUGGCAGCAGAGUUUGCCAAAUUGUGCAAAGUCAAGAAACUGGUUCUUACUCACUUCAGUCAGAGGUACAAACCACCUCUCCUCUCUGGAGCAGGAGAAACAGAUGAUAUUAGAGAGUUAAAAAAGCAAGCCGAAUCUGUGUUGGAUUUCCAAGAAGUGACUCUAGCAGAGGAUUUUAUGGUGAUUGACAUUCCAAAGAAAAAAACUAUCAGCAUUACCUGAGUAUGUUUUCAUGUGCCAGUUUGAAACAGCCUGCUCUCCAGAUUUCUGUCUGAAAUGAUUUGGGGCCAAAUAAUCCCAGGAAGGGUGGGGCUGCAUUGCUGAAUUGACCUGUGUGGCCUUAAUGGUGUUGCACAGAUCAGCUCUUAACACCAGCAGCCUUCUUCAAGUCCCAGCUUGAUUAAAUGAUAGCCUGAUUAGAUAAAUACUGUAGUUAAACUGUUCCCUUGAGUUUGAUCCAUUACCCUCCCCACUACAAGCUCAGUGUUUUUGCUGUCAUUACCUAAAUGCAGAGAAAACUGUUUUCUGCUAACAAUGGAUUAAGCAGAAGAAGAGAAUAGGUGUAAGGAAAAUAUUGGGAAGCAUUUGAGGUUGAAUAUAAGAACUCAGAAUUGCUACAUCUUCACUGAAGUGCUUAGCAGAAGGUUGGGGUUAAACUUAAAUCUCUUGUUUAACAACUUGGUUUCUGUUUAAAUCCAAAUCUGAAUGGUUAGCAAAACUGCUAGCUUGUAUGGUUAUAGAAUUAUUAUAAACAGACUACAAGAGACUGUAGGAAUUAUUGGUUUGGACCGGCAUACUUGAGAUCAUCAAAUCUUACUUGAAAUAAGUGGGUUGCAAUAUAUACCAAAAUAUUAGCAUCCAUAACUGGAAAGAAAGUGAAUGACCUUCCAUUGGGAAAUUAUUACACACAUUGUGGCACAUGAAUGUCAGAAUAUUUCUGCAAUGUAAUAGACAGUGAUUAUGAGGAAGCCUGGUAAGACUUAAUUGGAAGUGAUGCAAAGUGUAAAGUAGGCAGAACCAGGCACAUGAUCUGUGUGGUUACUACAGCAAUGUAAAUAGAAAAAGCAAAAAUGAAAUUCGAUGGUGUGCCACUAUGGUGCUCAAGCUCUGCCCAAAAGGAGAGGAGAAAUUGCAUCCUCCUCCUUUCAAGUACAUUCCCAGAAAAUAGAUGUAUCAGUGUGUGUUAAUCAGUUUAGUUUCCGACCAGCAGCGAGAGGCAACAGAAGUCUUCUUCUUUUCAGUCAUUGUUUGUAUUAGGGGUUUUUGACCCUGUAUUCUUUGCAACACAUCAUCUAGUGGACCUUUUAAAAAAUAAUGACUUUGAACAUGACUUUUCUGCUGCAGAUUACAUAGCAACAUUAAGGUUACAUAAGAAACUUCAUGCUAAUGAUAACGGAGAUGGACCCUCAAGUUUCUUUAAUUGUAAAUGUUUAUUUAAAUAUAUAAUCUUUUACAGAAGGCCUUAAUGUUCUGGUGAAUAGGUUUAAGACAGUCUCAGAGGGAAUCCAAAGAUAAAAAAAGAGGCAGGCAUAUGAUCCUCCCAUGAGGGUUGGCCAGCUGACCUGUGGCUCUUCUGUAUUUAUGGCCUCCUGGGAAGGUGAGGGCGUGGGCAGCAGAGCUGAAUGGACCAUAAGAGCCUGUGCUACUAAGGUGACAUGUAGGCUUUUCUAAGCUGGAAAGGGUUUUCAGUGAUACAUUAUUUGCUAGCAAGAACCAAGGCAUUAUUAUGAAAUUGAAAAUUUCUUCUUUGGUCUUUACUAUUUCCCUCAUGCUCUUCCUCUUUCCUCUUAUUCCAAAUAAAUCUCUAAUGAAGGGAGGAUAUAUUUUUGUACUGGGGGAGUCUUCUAUCAUCAGGCUACCUGUAUCUUCCACACAGUUACCCAAGUUACUGACAGUGUUACUCUUGAUAAAUUCCAGACUCCUGAUUGCCUUUAGGAUCUAAUAGAAACUCUUCUCUGUUGGGCAUUAAAAGCCAUUCACAACCUGGCCCCAACAUUGUGCGCACUCUCUCUCUCUCUCUCUCUCCCCCUCUUUUAUGGGGGGGGGGAAGGGAGUGGGGCAAUGAGGGUGAAGUGACUUGCCCAGGGUCACACAGCCAGUAAGUGUCAAGUUUCUGAGGUUAUAUUUGAACUCGGGUACUUCUGAAUUCAGGGCUGGUGCUUUAUCUGAUGCACCUCCUAGCUACCCACCAACAUAGAUUUCUAACCUUAUUACACUUUACUAUUCUUCAUGUCUCCUGUACCUCAUAUGUGACCCUCUGUGGUGUCCCUCUUGCCUGGAAUGUACUCCUUCCUCCCCUCUGCCUCUUAAAAAUCCUCCUUUCCUUUAAGAUUUAGCUCAAGUACCACCUUCUACACACAGACUGUCCUGAUUCUUUCUAUCCCUACCUCGUACUUCCUUCUUAAAAUCAACUGCUUUGUAUAUACCUGGAUAUAAAUAUUGUUUUCUGCAAAAUAGAAUGUAAGCUCUUUGAGAGCAAGGACUGUGAGUUUUUGUUUUUGUAACCUAGAACCAGAGUUAAUAACCUGGGGUCUAUAAAAUUGUUUUUUGUAUUUUGAUAACUAUUUCAAUAAAAUUGGUUUCCUGUCUAAUGUAUUUUAU